GGGAGAGAGAGACUGCUGUCGCUGAUGAACGUACAGUACAUUUCAAGUAAACGCUGAAAAAUCGUGAAGGUGAAAUAAUAUAACAUGCGUUUCUAGACGACCGUGAACGUCUGGAAGUUUGUUAUUGUUAGCAUGCGACAGUUGAAAGAAAGAAAAACGCUUCAGUCAGCUAACGUACGUGCGAGUUUCGCGCGAUAUCUCUCUUUUAAAACAAUAAUAACUUUUAACAACUAAAAAGUAACUUCAAUGGUUUUGAAUAACGGUAGGAGAUGUGCACAGCACAGGGCAAUACAUCACGAUUUGGCUUUGAGGUAAAUAUCCGUCUGUUAUAAGUUACAUACAAAUAUACAUCGUACUAUUUGUUGCUUUCGCUCUUUUCGUAGAAAAAAACAACAACUGUAACUCAGAGUAGUAAAGUUUUCAUGCUAGAAAACCGCAAGUCGUUUAAAAGGAAAAACAGAUGUGCGCAUGCGCACCACCUCCUCCGAUCUGAACAACAGCUGUCAAAGGAGGUUUAAACAAAAUGAGCACAUCACGUGUUUGAUGUACACAUCUAAACACUGAUUUCGCAUUAGUUCAUGUUUAGAUCAAAGAUAGAUACACAUUUAGACAGACAUAAGAUGCAUCUCUAUGUCUGUUUAGGAUGGAAAGAUGUUGCAGGACAUGGAGCAGCGACUGCAGGAGGAAGGUUUGGACCCAUCGGCCUCCGUUAAUGAGCGCUUGUCUUUGCUGUGGCAGCUUUACAAGAGCAGUGAAAGUACUGUGAAGUCCCUCAACCAACAGUUACAAGAUCUUCAGAAGGAACGUGUCGCUGAGAUUGAAAAGGUUCAGCAAUACAUCAAUCAGAUUAAGAGUCUCACAAAGACCCGAGACUCUGUGGCUUUACAUCUCGAACAAGAAAACAUAACGCUCCGUGCUUCUCUGGACGACGUCCAUCUGCAGCAAGAGGCUCAGAGGAGCGAGGUCUCCGAGAUGUUACUUCAGGAAGGUCUGGCUGAUAUUAUUCCCAUCAGCUUGAGUGAACAGGUGGCCUACCUCCUCGCUGACAGAGCAUCCCUGCUGGAGAAGAUACAGAGCCAGGAUGUGGAUGUGAAGAGCACAUGCCAUCCUGGUGUCCAAACGCUGCGGGGUUGUGAAGAUAAUAUGGUCAAAGUGUCAUCACCACUACACGUCCAGAGCCCUUGGAAGCGGCUCCUAGGACUGCGAAAGGCAGCUCAGAGUAAACAGAAAUUAAUGCCUCAGGAGGUUGACAUGCGGUGCAGUGGGGAUGACAAGCUGAAGGGAUGGACGUUACAAGAACUGGAGCGAGAUGUAGAAGAAGCCUCAGCCCGGCUCUCCAUGGCCCACAAGGAGAUCCGCAGACUCACGGAUGAGCUCGAGUCUGCUCUCUUGACCCAGAAGGCUUACGAACCAGAGCUGCAAGAAGCUCAAAUGGAAGUUGAAUUCCUCCGACACGAAGUGGAGAAACUGAAACGCUGUGAAGUGGCUGAACUGCGAAAAAUAAAAGAGAUAAAUGAGAAACAGGAAGAAGAACUGUGUUAUCUUAGGGUGUGUGUGAAGAGACUACAGGCAGAGCGUGUGAAUUUGCUUGAAAUGGCAGAAGCCCCUGACAGCACCGUCUCUCCAUCCAAAGCCCAGACGCUCCAGGAAGAGGAUAUUCAUAAACGGUGUCUCGACGAGAUGCAGGACAGGUUGAUCACGCUGCAGGACCUGACUCGGGUCACACUGAAGCUGCGGAUGGAGUUUGAGAUGGAGGCGGACCUGCGGAGGAGAGCAGUGGAUGAGUGUGAAGAGCAGAAGAGGAAGAGGACGGAGACGGAGCAGUUAGUGCGAGACUUUCAGAACCUCUGUGAGAAGCAGACGAGCGAUUACAGGACCACCGUCAGCAGCCUUCAGCUCGAGAUCAGAGAUUUAGUAUCUAAGGUGCGGGAGCUAGAGGUGCAGGAUGUGGAAAGACAGUGUGACAAACACCUGAAGCAGGACGCUGAAGUUCGCCGGCUGAAGUUUGUCCUCCAGGAGGAGCAGGAGAAGACCAGACAGCUGACAAAGACCACGCAGAUGGAAAUCCAUCAGGCCAGAGCUUUGGUCCAGUCACAGGAAGUCCAGCUUCAGCAGGACGCAGAGGAGCAGAAGAGGCUGUUUAAGGAGCUCCAGGGCAUCCAGAAGAUCCUCAGCACCACCAAACAAGAGCUGCUGUCCCAGCGGAGAAACAACACACAACUUCAACACCGCAUCAGCGACGCGGAGCAGGAGAACCUCAGGCAGCUCCAACAAGACAUCAGUGACAGUCAACAGGAGGCGGACUCUCUGAGGACUGAGCUUCAGCUAGCUCUAGUUAGCGUGGACACUGAGAGGAGUAAAUACAACGACAAGCGAAUCCACUACAAAAACAAGCUGAGCCGGGCCAGAGGGCUUUACCUGAGAGAGACGGGGUGGCGGGACGACAAAAUAAAAGAGCUGGAGAAAGAGAUUUGUAUUCUGAGGAAACAGGAGGAAAAGACCUCGGACAUGAUGAAGAUGGUCACGUCUGAGAAUGAGAGUCUGCUUCAGAAGAAGAGAGGUCUUCUUUUACAGCUGCACGACUUCGAAGAGGCACAGAAAAAUGCUUCGGAUGCAGUUUCCUCCAUGCAAAUUAGGAUAAAUUUGCUUGAAGAAGAAAACAGUCAUCUACGACAGACGGCAGCGCAAACGUCCGAGCACAUCGAACGCCUGGCCGGGAACAAUUGUGAUCAGGAGGACACCACGGAGAGUCGUGUCAUAGAGGGCGAGGACCAAACCACUUUUCCUACAUAAACUUCACUUUAUUUUCAGUAUAAUCAUAAAUAUUUCUAAAUAAAGAUCUCAAAAAACAUUCA
Pimephales promelas (fathead minnow) is the source of this 2855-nucleotide messenger RNA. The record is from RefSeq and is a predicted model, not a curated record. NCBI's taxonomy places the organism in Eukaryota, Metazoa, Chordata, Actinopteri, Cypriniformes, Leuciscidae.